ACAGAGGGAGCCGCCGCGGACCUUGCAGCGCUGGAACUGGCUCGACUCUCCCAGGCAGUUUUUGAAGUCAGCAAAACAGAAAUCGAAUUACUAUGAUGCUGGUGGACGCUCAGGGACAAGGGGCUUUCUGCCGGCUUAAUCGCCACGAGAGAUGCAGCGAGUCACACAACAGCCAAGUGUGUCUACCGUGUGGACCCCGAAGACCUAUGUAAGUUGUAGCGCUCUCAGGCUGCUGUAUUUUAUUGCCGUAUAAUUCUCUUGCUGGCUUGAAAGGCUGCUUGGCCGAAAUGCAAUCGUUUCAAUGAGAAUUUCUAGAGUGGAAAGUUGUCUGCUGAGCUUUGCUGAAGACUUUUUCUUUCUUUGAUUAACGAAGCCACAUGAUACAAGCUGACAUUCCUGCCGGCAGCCGUGGCGAUUCAGCCUAAGACCGACGGAGAACUAUAUCCCAAAGUACAUCCAAUUACUAUGGAAUUAACCCUGGAUGUAUUUUUAAUUGACUGCCAGGGUAGAGUGUCUACAGCCCCACUGUUUUGGAUUGCUUGCUGUUUUAAUGCUGCUGUGGUUCAACGAGUAAUGAUCAGCAAAACCAACUGAAUGAGACAGAGCUAAGAGAGAUUCCCGGGGGUUACAAAACUUUUUUUUGGCCAGGAUCACAUUUUUCUCCCUGACUGCUAAAAAAAAACUCAGCAACCUCUAUGUUAAAAGUUCAUUCUGCUUUUUUGUCCUUGCUUUGGAGAAAAAAAUGAAAUCAGACAAAGGAUUCUACUGAAAUUGUGAAGGAAGGAAGUAUAAGGAAGCCACCGCAGUUCUUUAACUACGAUUGUAAUAAUGGGAGGAAAAGAGCCAACCAAAGGAGCCCAGCACGUACGCCAGCCUCAGUGUGACAGAGCAUGGGGACAUAAAGCUGAAUGGUGAGCAGAGCCUGUAACUCAGUUUUUCGGCACUUCAUCUGCUACAAGUUCCAGCUUAGAGAUGGAUAUUCUCUGUGAAGAAAACACUACUUUGAGCUCAACUACAAACUCCUUAAUGCAAUUAAAUGAUGACACAAGGCUCUACAACAAUGACUUUAACUCCGGAGAAGCUAACACUUCGGAUGUGUUUAACUGGACAGUGGACUCAGAAAAUCGAACCAACCUUUCCUGUGAGGGCUGCCUGUCACCACCCUGCUUCUCCUUACUUCAUCUCCAGGAAAAGAACUGGUCUGCUUUGUUGACAACUGUAGUGAUUAUUCUAACCAUUGCUGGAAACAUACUUGUCAUCAUGGCAGUGUCCCUAGAGAAAAAGCUGCAGAAUGCCACCAACUAUUUCCUGAUGUCACUUGCCAUAGCUGAUAUGCUGCUGGGUUUCCUUGUCAUGCCCGUGUCCACAUUAACCAUCCUUUAUGGGUACCGGUGGCCUCUGCCUAGCAAGCUCUGUGCCGUCUGGAUUUACCUGGAUGUGCUCUUCUCCACGGCCUCCAUCAUGCACCUCUGCGCCAUCUCCCUGGAUCGUUAUGUUGCCAUCCAGAACCCCAUCCAUCACAGCCGAUUCAACUCCAGAACUAAAGCAUUUCUGAAAAUAAUUGCUGUUUGGACUAUAUCAGUAGGUAUAUCCAUGCCAAUACCAGUCUUUGGGCUCCAGGAUGAUUCGAAGGUCUUUAAGGAAGGAAGUUGCUUACUCGCCGAUGAUAACUUCGUCCUGAUUGGCUCUUUCGUGUCCUUUUUCAUUCCCUUAACCAUCAUGGUGAUCACCUACUUUCUAACCAUCAAGUCGCUCCAGAAAGAAGCUACUCUGUGUGUGAGUGAUCUUGGAACACGGGCCAAAUUAGCUUCUUUCAGCUUCCUGCCUCAGAGCUCCCUGUCUUCAGAAAAGCUCUUCCAGCGGUCCAUCCACAGGGAGCCAGGCUCCUACGGCAGGAGGACUAUGCAGUCCAUCAGCAACGAGCAGAAAGCUUGCAAGGUGCUGGGCAUCGUCUUCUUCCUGUUUGUGGUGAUGUGGUGCCCCUUCUUCAUCACCAACAUAAUGGCCGUCAUCUGCAAAGAGUCCUGCAACGAGGAUGUCAUCGGAGCACUGCUCAAUGUGUUCGUUUGGAUCGGUUACCUCUCCUCAGCAGUCAACCCGCUAGUGUACACACUGUUCAAUAAGACCUAUAGGUCGGCCUUUUCCAGGUAUAUUCAGUGUCAGUACAAGGAAAAUAAAAAACCAUUGCAGUUAAUUUUAGUGAACACUAUCCCAGCCUUGGCCUACAAGUCUAGUCAACUCCAAAUGGGACAAAGAAAGAAUUCAAAGGAAGAUGACAAGACGACAGAUAACGACUGCACUAUGGUUGCUCUAGGAAAACAACAUUCACAAGAUGCUCCUACAGAUAAUAUCAACACAGUGAAUGAAAAGGUUAGCUGUGUGUGAUGGACUGGUUGCCAUGGCAACUGCGGAGGGCACACUGAGCAAUUUUCCCCCUAUCUGGGAGGAAAAAGAAAAAAGAAAAGAAAAUAGGGAGACUGGAAAAAAUUAGGCCAGUCUAAUGGAACCAACAAUAAUAUCUAUAUGCCUCAUUUUAUUAUGUCAGUGAAAAGCAGGGUUCAAUGCCACAAAACGUGCACUUCAAAAAUAUUCUGACAGCAUUUCAGCUGUGAGCUUUAUGAUAUUAUUUUUAACAUUGUAAAUUAUAUGUCUUUAAAAUAAUUAGCUUUUAUUGUGUAAUUACAAUGAGGCCAUAAAUAAAUCUAAAUUAUCUUCUAUUUGCAAGUGUAAAACUUGCUACUGUGUUCUUAAUUGAUGGCAUGAGUUGGUUACCUGUCGCUGUGAACAAAAAUAGCUCUAAAUAGUGAAACAUUGGAUGAAUAUAAUGGCCUCUUACAUAAAGAAAAAAUUCUCUUUAAAACUUACCAUGAUACACGUUUUGGAUGACAACAAAAAGACACUAAAGACGGUGUUAUGAAAUCUGUAUUGCUAAGAUACUUAAAAGAAAUACUUGACAACUUUUUCAAUCCUGCUUUUUCAUAGAUGCCAUUUUGCGAUAUUCACAAAGUUGCUGGCAUUUGCUGCACUUCAAAUUAAUUCUUCUCAGAAGUGAACAAGAUUUUAAGUGUUAUUUAAUAACUAUUGCUGCUUUCUCUUCUACUACUUGUGCUUUAUUCUGAAUUUCCAGUGUGGUCUUGUUUAGUGUUUGCUCUAUUAGGUAAACUAUCAAAAGGAUAAUCAAACAUUACCAGAUACAUUUCUAGAAAUUGCUUCUCCUAACAGCACCACAGAAGUGUUUGGUAACUUGCCCUUUAAUGACUGCAUCAUGCCUGCGCUCCUCUGAGCAGUAAGUGGUAUUGAUGUAACUGUGUCAGGAUUGAGGAAUAAAGUCAGGUUUUUGGCUACUGACAGAAGUAGAGUCUUAGGACAUCUCUGUAAAAUGCAGGUGACCCACCUGUUGGCACCCAUCAGAUAAAUCGAUGCUUUCAGAUCAAUCUAUAUUAUUUACUAAAACUGUUCGGCUUUGGAUUCACAAUCAUUGAUUGAGUGUACACCAUCUGUGAAGAAAUUUCCUAGGUACUAAGGAUAUAAAAAUAAUUAAAACAAGAUCUUUGCCUUUAAAGAAAAGGACCUAAUUUGAAUGGCACUUAUCAAAAAUAGUAAUUAACAGACAUUUGGAAAAUCAGGUCAAUUUAUUUCCUUCUCACCUGACUCAGAAACAAGUUUAUUUCAACUCCAAGGGUAGUUUUCUCGUAAGUUUCCUGACUGGUUGCCAACGAAUACCAACCAAACAAAGGAGGGGGAAAAUACCACUUGAGGUCAAAAUCUGCAAUUAAUUUAGGAAUAUGAGCUUCAACCUGGACCCCAACUAUGACUACCAUAGUUUUGAGCAAAAUUUUAUUCCACUUUCCUGAAAACAAACUCAUUUAUUACUCACUGACGCUGGACAUCCCACCCCCCAAAAAGCAGUAAUAUAAUAUUUCAUAGAAAAGUCUGUUAAGGAGACAGAGAUUAACAGCAGUUAAUUCACCUUGAUAUUAUUACUCUAGGUUAAAUUGCACAUUCUUAUUGGAAUGGAUGUUAGAUAUGCGAUUACAAUACUGAAGCAUUUCUAUUGAAUGAGAAAUCGUUUUUGCUGUACGCCAUUAGAAAAAACUAUAUAUUUGAAAACUAAAGAAUGUGGGAGAUUCUGUUGCGUAAUUUGGAAAUGCAUUAGGUCUGUCCUAAUUAUGUCCUUUUAGGUACAUUGAAAGGGGUUUUUUUCAAAGCUAGAAUUUAUAAUAAGCUGCUAGUAUCUAGGCUGCAUUUGAACUAAACUAUUUUCAUAAUUAUACCAUACUAACUGAUACAAAUGUUAAAAAGUCUCUACUCUAAUGUAUUUUGCCUUAGUUUAUAACUCUGCCCAUCUCAUUAUAUAUUAGAGAAAAGACUACAGAUUCUACACCCAUAUACUCAAUCUUGAUGAGAAUGAACAUAAAUACUGCCUGAUAAGUCUUUUGACUACAUAUAUAUUACAAAUGUGUUAUGUUUUUUCUCUCCAUAAUUAUCUAUUCAAGUGUAUAUAGACAAACAUGUAUCUGUAUUCUUGUACAGACAUGUUCCCAUGCACUUUAUUCAGUAUUUAUAUAUUUAUAUGGAGGAAAAGCAAGUCAUUAAUGAAAACACAGUAUAUACACGUGUGCAUGUUUGUAUCAUGUCAGUUUAAAUGUGAAUUUCAUGUUCUAAUGUUUCUAUGACCUUCCAUUGCUGUCAAAGCAGAUUUAAAUGUAACAGAAAUGUCAGCUCU
Molecule: messenger RNA, 4726 nt
Organism: Balaenoptera acutorostrata (minke whale)
Lineage: Eukaryota; Metazoa; Chordata; Mammalia; Artiodactyla; Balaenopteridae
Gene: HTR2A
Product: 5-hydroxytryptamine receptor 2A
Exons: 3
Coding region: 973-2385 (470 amino acids)
Biological process (GO): G protein-coupled receptor signaling pathway, coupled to cyclic nucleotide second messenger; chemical synaptic transmission
Cellular component (GO): plasma membrane; dendrite
Molecular function (GO): neurotransmitter receptor activity; G protein-coupled serotonin receptor activity
Source: RefSeq, a predicted model, not a curated record